Saccostrea cuccullata (small rock oyster) is the source of this 558-nucleotide messenger RNA. RefSeq names its product snaclec 6-like. The record is from RefSeq and is a predicted model, not a curated record. The transcript is spliced from 4 exons. Bases 60 to 533 code for a protein of 157 amino acids. Lineage: Eukaryota; Metazoa; Mollusca; Bivalvia; Ostreida; Ostreidae.
AAAAAAGUGUACCAUUGCAAGAUUAUUUAAGAACUGCAGGCAGUGGACCAUUAACCAGAAUGUCAAAAGUCUCUGAGAUUUUGUUCUUCUUUGUACUUGUGAGUUUCGUCCACAAACAGGGCUAUACGGCAUAUGUCUGUCAGGAUGGCUGGUCCGGCUUCGGCGAAGAUUGUUACCAGUUUCUUGGUGAAUUUGAAUUUAUACAUGCCGUGACUAUCUGCGCCAAUUUAGGGGCUAAUGUACUGGAACUCCAAAGUUCACUUGAAGAGAAAUGGGUUGAUUUGCAAUGUCGAAUCAGAGAUUGUCUGAGCGGAGCCUGGCUUGGAAUCAGUGACCUUUCUGAGGAGAGGAAGUUUCUGUCAGUGUCACAGGCGAGACCCCCUCAAUACCUUCACUGGGGGUGGGGAGAACUCUUCGACAAAAACAGCGGAGAAAACUGUGUGGCUCUCUCCAAACGCAAGAGAGCGUGGGUCACAACUUCUUGUCUUAGCAAAUAUAACAUUGUGUGCAAGAAACCCAUGUCUUUUAUUUGAGAAUAAAAUAAAAUUGAUCACAAAA